This is a messenger RNA of Magnolia sinica, 2310 nucleotides long. Its product is annotated as vacuolar protein sorting-associated protein 9A-like. The transcript is spliced from 5 exons. Gene Ontology annotation, cellular component: endocytic vesicle; cytosol. The record is from RefSeq and is a predicted model, not a curated record. NCBI's taxonomy places the organism in Eukaryota, Viridiplantae, Streptophyta, Magnoliopsida, Magnoliales, Magnoliaceae. Gene Ontology annotation, molecular function: small GTPase binding; guanyl-nucleotide exchange factor activity. Gene Ontology annotation, biological process: vesicle-mediated transport. The coding region runs from base 226 to 1662 and encodes 478 amino acids.
UGACUUCGAAGACUUCGCACCUGGAAGCCAUCAAUCCUCUCUCUCUCUCUCCCUCUCUCUCAAUCAAAAGAACUUCUCCUCGAUCGUGGCUCCAAUCGCACCGAUCUCCUCCACGAUUUGACCUGAUCGGACCCGAUCCGGAUGGAAAUCUCUCAUCUACGCCGCUGAUCAUAACCGUUCGUCUGCCACAUUCUCCAUUCGACGACGAAUUGCUGAAUUCCGUUCAUGGAAACGACGGACGUGUUUGGUUCGUCGACGGCCCCGCUGACGUGGCACGAUUUCCUGGAGCGGAUGCGGCAUCCCUCCGCGGCCGAUUUCGUCAAAUCCAUCAAGAGCUUCAUCGUGUCAUUUUCAAACAAUGCUCCUGACCCAGAGAAAGAUAGCGCUGCUGUACAGGAGUUCCUUGCCAAGAUGGAGGGGGCUUUUCGUGCUCACUCUCUUUGGGUUGGUUGUUCAGAGGAAGAGCUCGAGAGUGCUGGUGAGGGACUGGAGAAGUAUGUCAUGACAAAAUUAUUUACCCGUGCCUUCGCAUCACUUCCAGAAGAUGUAAAACGUGAUGAACAACUUUCUGAGAAGAUGUCUUUAGUACAACAAUUCAUCCAUCCGGAAAAUUUGGAUAUCAAGCCAUCCUUCCAAAAUGAAAGCUCAUGGUUGCUUGCACAGAAAGAGCUGCAGAAGAUCAAUAUGUACAAGGCACCAAGGGACAAACUUGUUUGUAUCUUGAAUUGUUGCAAGGUCAUCAACAACUUAUUGCUCAAUGCUUCAAUUGCAUCAAACAACAAUCCUCCUGGAGCAGAUGAAUUCCUUCCUGUACUUAUUUAUGUUACCAUAAAGGCAAACCCUCCACAAUUUCAUUCCAACCUGUUGUAUAUACAGCGGUACAGGCGUCAGUCACGAUUGGUUUCUGAAGCAGCAUAUUUCUUCACAAACAUCCUCUCCGCGGAGUCCUUCAUCUGGAACAUCGAUGCACAAUCCCUUUCGAUGGAUGACGCUGAGUUUGAAAACAACAUGAAAUCUGCUCGAGCACUUCUCUCCGGCCUGUCUGCCGAUCCAGGAACUCUCCCAAACCAGAGCGGUCAUGAUUCCAGGUUUCUUUCCAAACCAGAACCAAGGGAGCCCAAACUACAGUCGUCGAAAGCUAAGAAGGAAAGAAACAGUUCUCUGCCAGCAAUGGGACUUCAUCCUCCGCUGCCCCAAGCACCCCCAAAGGCAACCGAGAGCCAUUCAAUACCUAAGAGGCCCUCAAUCUCGGAUUUGGAGAAGAAAGGUGCUGCCCAUCUUCUUGAGGAGGAGGAUGUGGGUGGUUCUCUUCGGGAGUUCCCGUUCUUGUAUGCAAGUGUUGGCGAUCUAACGGUAGAUGACGUAGAAGGCCUACUCAAUAGUUACAAGCAGCUUGUUCUCAAGUACGUUUCACUCUCAAAAGGUUUGGGUAGAAGUACUCCAACCAUUCAGGUGCCGGUUGCAGAUGCAGAAAGCAACAAUACAACUGAAUCUGUGGAAGCAACUGCAGUGCAGAUUGGCAAUGAGAAGACAGUAGUGAUGAGUACAGAAGAUGGUUCUGAUGGAGGUCCGUUUGUUGAGACAUAUACUUCUGAAUCCAACUUACCUCCACGCGAACAGGAUAAACAUUCAGAUGGGGAGAAGGAUGAGGCCUACCCUUAGCCGCUGUUGUCGAGGUGGGUGUGAAAAACUCAUCAAUUUUCUACCAGCUGAGGCCUUCCUGAGGUCUGUUAACAAGCCAUGUAAAGUUUGCCAUGGUGGCGACUAAAAUGGUAUUUCAUGGAUACCCUGUUUUAGUUGUGCUAACUCCGUAUACAUGUAUGACCCAGCACAUGUGCCAACAUGGCAUGCCGGCGCGAGACGUGAACUGCCCAUGGGGUGGCUCCUACAGUGUAGAUGUCCCUGCCGGAAGAUCAGGUCAGUGCGCCAAUCGGUGGGCCACAGUUUAUGAAGGCUAUGAAGGGCUUUGAGAAACUUGUUUAGGGUUUUUUUUUUUUGGCUCUCAUUGCAGUCCCACUUUAUAAGCAGAUCCGCCCUAUUUUCUGGCAUGGGCAUCUACAUUGUGGGACCUACCUGGUGGAUGGCUUGGAUCUCAAACCUAUGGGCCAUGUUGAAUGUCUCUUUGUUAAGGGAGAGUUAUUGCUUGUUCUGUUUGGGGUCAGGGAAAUGAAACUAUGGAUUUGAUAAAUACAUCAGCUUGUCAAAUUCGAUUUGGACUUGGCAAAUCCCUGAGUCACGUUUGGUAAUUAAGUUAGGAAUCCUUGGAUUUUAGAGCAUUUAUUGCAAAGGAAAAUCUUUUACUGCUUUUAA